UCCUCCCUCUGAAACAUGGCAGCUACGGCUUUGGCGAAAGUCUCCCGGCUGAAAAAACCUUCCGUUGGCCAGAGGAUCCGGGGCCAGGCCGUUCCCGCAUCGUUCGCCCCUUUUUCUGCAUGGACAGACGACCUGCUUCAGCACAUGGACCAGCGCGACGCUUGGGACCGCUUCUACGCCAGGAGGGGGAGAGCUGGGACCCCCUGCCCGUUUGACUGGUUCUUUGGCUACAAAGAGAUCUCGGCCCUUCUCGGCUCCAUUCUCCGGGGGCUGCCCCAUGGCCGGGCCCGGAUCCUGGACGUCGGCUGCGGCACCUCGUCCCUGGGGCUGGAGCUCUACCGGCACUCGCCCUCCCCGGUGCACGUCUCUUGCCUGGACUUCUCCUCUCCAGCCGUCGAAUGCCUCGCCCGGCUGUUGCGGGACAGCCCCCCGCCGUGCCACCCGCUUUCCGAGCUGGAUUGCCACCUGGGCGAUGCCACCGAGCUGUCCCGCUGCUUUGCCCCGGGGUCGUUCCACUUGGUUCUCGACAAGGGGACCUGCGAUUCGGUGCUGCGGGGCUCCCCACUCCGGGCCAAGCGUUUAGUGGCCGAGUGCCUGCAAGUGCUGAGCCCGGGCGGAUGCCUGCUCCAGAUCUCCGACGAGGACCCCGAUGCCCGGGUGCCGUUCCUGGAAACGGCCGGCGGGGCCCCCGUCAGCGUCGGGGAGGUUGCCCACCUGAAUGGCAUCUCGUACUACGCUUACACGCUCAGCCGAAGGGCUCCAGACGCGUCGGAAGUGGCUCGGCCCACCGAGCCUGCGUUCGAAUCCCACCGGCCUGGGGCGUUGAGUGAAAUCUAGCAGGAGCCACAACUCCAUAAAGGCCAGUCCUUUCCUUCCGAAAGCUGUCCUUUAGAUGGAUUUAAUUUAAUGGUUUAUUUUCUUGGUUUGGGCUCUUGGGAUUUCCCUUUGGAGAGCAAAGCUAUAAACACAAUUUUUUUUUUAUCCUUAUAAGCCUCU
This is a messenger RNA of Python bivittatus (Burmese python), 996 nucleotides long. RefSeq names its product citrate synthase lysine methyltransferase (gene CSKMT). Lineage: Eukaryota; Metazoa; Chordata; Lepidosauria; Squamata; Pythonidae. The record is from RefSeq and is a predicted model, not a curated record.